Drosophila erecta is the source of this 643-nucleotide messenger RNA. RefSeq lists its product as uncharacterized. The record is from RefSeq and is a predicted model, not a curated record. The transcript has 3 exons. Bases 1 to 600 code for a protein of 199 amino acids. Lineage: Eukaryota; Metazoa; Arthropoda; Insecta; Diptera; Drosophilidae.
AUGGUCAUCAUGAUAGUUGUGCUGCUGCUCUUAUAUGGAGUGGCCAGUUCCUGGGCCACUGACUACGAAUUAUUGCUCGAGGAUCCGGACAUAUUUUCGACGUGCUCCGAAGGUCCGCCCGGAUCCAUUAACAUUCGCCAGGCAAUGAAUUUCGACGAUCUUGUAGUCGACCAGGAAGCGGAUACACUUCAUUUGUCCGGAAACGUCACUGUCAUUUGGGAUGUGCAGCCCACCGAUCGGAUUACUGCAAAACUUGAUUUCUUUCACUACAACCGAGGUUCUUGGGAGCCCACUAUUUUUGGCAUGGCCACCCAGAACUUUUGCUCUAUCAUGUACGACAAGCACCAGUAUUGGUAUAAAUAUUGGACAAAGUUCAUUGCCAAUCGCCAUGAGGUGGAAAAGAAGUGCCUCAGAGGGCCUAGAACCGUUUUGGUACACGAGCCCUUCGAUCUUAUACUAAAACUAGAGAAUUUUAAUGGACCUCUUCUUCGAGGGCGGCUUAAAAUGGUCGUAUUGUUUAACGCCGUGGAUGAGCUGAAUAUACCGCGUCCAAACCCAAUUUGUUUGGAGAUCAGAGGAGAAGCUCUCAAGUUGAAGUAGUUAAUGGAAUGGACAAUUUAGUUGGAAAUUAUAAUUUUUUUUU